CUCCCGGUCUGCGGUCCGGGGGUCUGUGCGCCGCGGGCCGGUCUCUGAGGAGCAUGGAUCCCGCGGGUGCCUGGGACUCCGCGUCGCCCUGGGUCUCGCUGUGGACAAACAGGUUUUACGUGUACGUGGGCUUGGCCUGUGGCAUCAGCCUGUGGAUUUGCUUCCAGAUCGUCAUCAGGAGGCGGGACAAGAGCUCCCAGGAGAAAUCUGUUCCAAAAGCAAGCCGGGAUUUGGGGACAGAAGGUUCUAUCUCUCUUCAAAGGAAGGAGGUCUCCGUGUCCGGAGUGAAGAUUUUCUAUGGUUCCCAGACUGGAACCGCAAAGGGAUUUGCAGCAAGUCUUGCUGAAGCGGUUACCUCCCUAGAUCUGCCUGUGGCAGUCAUCGAUCUGAAAGACUAUGACCCAGAUGAUCAUCUAGUAGAGGAGGUCACUAGUAAAAACGUUUGUGCCUUCAUGGUUGCUACGUACACCGACGGUCGACCCACUGAAAGCGCAGUGUGGUUCUGUAAGUGGUUGGAGGAAGCGGCCAGUGACUUUCGAUUUGGCAAAACUUACCUGAAGGGUAUGAGGUACGCUGUGUUUGGCCUGGGAAAUUCUGCCUAUGCGCGCCACUUCAACAAGGUUGGCAGGAACGUUGACAAGUGGCUCUGGAUGCUUGGUGCCCACCGCGUGGUGGCGAGAGGGGAGGGGGACUGUGACGUGGCGAACAGCACACACGGCAGCAUCGAGGCCGACUUCAGAGCCUGGAAGACCCAGUUCCUCGCUCAGCUGCAGACACUCGAGAAAGGAGAGAAGAAGCCCUGUGAGGGCAGCUGCGAGAGAGGCCAGUGCGGAUCGUCCGCGGAGGAAGAGCCCUUUGAGAGCACCAGUGAGGACGAGUCCGGUGCCAAAGACCCUCCGAAUCUGAAUCCUGUCGUUGAUGUUGAGGACCUCGGCAGGAUUGUGAGCUGCGUGAAGAGAGAAAAGAGAGAGAAGGAGCAGCAAGAGGAGAAGAGCAGUUUGCUCAGGAGCUCGGGGAAGAACGGCCCCGGCGAACGAAGAGCUAUGAUAACCCCCGCUCUCCGGGAGGCCCUCACUAAACAAGGGUAUCAGUUGAUUGGGAGCCACUCCGGGGUGAAGCUUUGUAGGUGGACAAAGUCGAUGCUCCGAGGGAGAGGAGGUUGCUAUAAACAUACAUUCUAUGGCAUUGAAAGCCAUCGUUGCAUGGAAACUACCCCAAGCUUGGCUUGUGCAAAUAAAUGUGUCUUCUGUUGGCGGCACCACACCAAUCCAGUGGGCACCGAGUGGCGGUGGAAGAUGGACCAGCCUGAAAUGAUCCUAAAGGAAGCCAUUGAAAACCAUCAGAGCAUGAUUAAGCAGUUUAAAGGAGUACCGGGUGUCAAAGAAGAACGUUUUGAAGAAGGAAUGAUGGUAAAGCACUGUGCAUUGUCCCUAGUGGGAGAACCCAUCAUGUACCCGGAAAUCAACAGGUUUUUGACACUACUCCACGAGUGUAAAAUCUCUAGUUUCCUGGUCACAAAUGCACAAUUCCCUGUGGAAAUCAGGAACCUCAAACCAGUUACCCAGCUGUAUGUCAGUGUGGAUGCUAGCACCGAAGAUCGCCUGAAGAAAAUCGACCGCCCACUCUUCAAGGAUUUCUGGCAGAGAUUCCUCGAUAGCUUAAAAGCUUUGGCAGCAAAGCCACAGCGUACUGUGUACAGACUGACUCUAGUGAAAGCGUGGAAUGGGGACGAACUCCAGGCCUACGCAGAGCUGGUGUCCCUGGGGAACCCCGACUUCAUCGAAGUGAAGGGUGUCACCUACUGUGGAGAGAGCUCAGCCAGCAGUCUCACCAUGGCCAACGUGCCCUGGCAUGAGGAGGUGGUGCACUUUGUCCGGGACUUGGUGGAUCUGAUCCCCGACUACGAAAUUGCUUGUGAGCACGAACAUUCCAACUGCCUCCUUAUCGCUCACAAAAGGUUUAAGGUCGGCGGCGAGUGGUGGACGUGGAUCGAUUAUGACCGCUUCCAGGAGCUGGUGCGGGAGUACGAAGACAGCGGGGGCUCGGCCACCUUCGGCGCACAGGAUUAUACGGCCAGAACUCCGCGCUGGGCCGUGUUUGGUGCCCGCGAAAGAGGCUUUGAUCCCAAGGACACGAGAUAUCAGAGAAAGAACAAGUCAAAGGACAUUUCCGGAUGUUGAGAUUAUCUGGCUGUGGGGCGCUGAAGGACGAGCGCUGGCGGCCCCAGAGGGUUCUCCCUCCCGCCCCCCACCGAGGUUUUUCCAAGGACACAUUAGCAAGAUCUGUCUCACGCAGAGGAGGCUGUAAGGCUCAUGGGGACGCGAGUCACGUCCGGGGUUGGGGAGGCAGCAGCUCCGCCAUUGCUUUCCGGAGCCCAGGCCUCUCCUGACCGGACUCCCCAGAGGACCGUUGCAGGGCAAGCGCACUGUCCUCAGAGUGAGACUGAUGGCUUUGAAUUAUAACUUGUAAGAGGCCGGAAGGCUGGUCCUGGUCUGUUGUAGGGAGCGAGUACGUGUUCCUCUUCCCCUCCUGGGCCCUGGGCCUUUGUGGAUUGUCCCCCCCGAGGCAAGUGGACCUGCUCCCUCCCGGGCCGCCUGCCCUGCUUUGUGUCUGGAAUGACGCCUCCCGGGAGUCAUUCAAAUUGCCGUUAAUUCUAGACUGUUUUUGAUACUGCACAGAUUACAUUAAAUUUUUGCUUCGUCCCAGCCCUUUAUGACAUCGAGCGGAUGUAAAAGUCCCGACGCCUCCCUCCUCGUGCAGAUCAGAUCGCCUCAGAAGGAGUGAGGGCCCCGGUGGCGUCUGAGCUUCUCCCGUGGAGGCGUGCCCUGUGGUGCCCUGCAGGAGUGAGUCCCCAGACAGGCUUUGAGACCGGGUGCGGUUUGCUUUUGGUUUAAAAAGUCAGUGUUUAAGCCCCAUCCUUACCCACAGAGCUGGUCCCCACCUUCUUUCCCCUCUGGUAGCCUCCGCUGUGCACAGUCUGUUCUUAGGGUUCAAGGUUUUUCUAAUUGAAAACGUCAUUAAAUACUGAAUA
Messenger RNA from Enhydra lutris kenyoni (northern sea otter), 3031 nucleotides. RefSeq names its product S-adenosyl-L-methionine-dependent tRNA 4-demethylwyosine synthase-like. Gene Ontology annotation, biological process: wybutosine biosynthetic process. The record is from RefSeq and is a predicted model, not a curated record. The transcript is spliced from 16 exons. Gene Ontology annotation, molecular function: 4 iron, 4 sulfur cluster binding; FMN binding; catalytic activity. The coding region runs from base 54 to 2180 and encodes 708 amino acids. NCBI's taxonomy places the organism in Eukaryota, Metazoa, Chordata, Mammalia, Carnivora, Mustelidae.